GUGUCCCUUUGCUGAACUGGCCGUAGAAGAUGAAGAGGCAUCGGUUAUUACCGCUCUGUGCCCUCCUAGGGGUCCUGUUUGCAGGACUCCUCCCUCAAAUUGAGGCUCAGGAAGAUUGCGCACAGGGGUUGGGAGCCGAUAUAUACUUUCUAGUGGAUUCAUCCUGGAGUAUAGGAGAGGAGAACUUUAAGCAUGUCAGACAAUUUCUGUCCAGCUUGAUACAAUCACUGCACCAGGUUGGAGGGGAGAGGUUUAAAUUUGCUCUUGUGCAGUACAGUACCAAGCCACAAACUGAGUUCCAGCUCAACCGCUACCCGACAACACAGGGAGUCCUGGCACACAUCGAGGCUAUGCCUUAUCGUGGUGGGGGAACCCAGACUGGCCUGGGCCUGGAUUUCCUGACUCGUACACACAUGACCACUGCGUCGGGCAGCCGCGCUGUUGAUGGCGUGGCCCAAGUGGUGGUUGUGCUAACAGAUGGGCGCUCCCAGGAUGACGUGGCCGAGCCGGCUCAGGUGCUGUGGCUGGCAGGCGUGGAGGUGUUUGCGGUCGGAGUUCAGGAUGCAGUUGAUUCGGAGCUCAGGGACAUGGCUAGCAAGCCCUAUGACUCUCAUGUGUUCAGUGUAGACUCUUUCCUGACUUUGGGGGAUAUAAUUCAAGAUUUAGUGGUGGGGCUUUGUGACGCAGUGACCCGGUCAGGGGGUGGUCCUGUGGCAAACGAGGCCCCCGUGUCUGGAGGAGGGACAGCACAAGAUUCAGCUGACCUAGUGCUCUUAAUUGAUGGAUCAGAGAACGUUGGAGCAGCAAACUUCCCCUUUGUGCGCGAUUUGGUUUUGAGAAUCAUUGAGCCCCUUGAUGUGGGCAGGGACACUGUUCGGGUGGCCUUGGCCCUGUACAACAGCGACCCACAGAUAAAGUUCUAUCUAAAUAGCUAUGACAGCAAAUCAUCAGUCCUGGAAGCGGUGAAGGGCCUUUCCUACUCAGGGGGCGAUGAAUCUAACCUGGGGUUUGCCAUGGAGGAAGUAGCCAGCAGCCUUUUAAGCGAAACAGCUGGGGGCAGGGCUGACGAGGGCGUGCCCCAGAUGUUGGUGGUUAUCAGUGCUGGGCCGUCCACUGAUGAUACUGGUGCCGGUGACCGGGCCCUUAAGAGGGACAGAGUUAUUGCAUUCGGUGUGGCGAUUGGUGACCCGGCCAGGGCAGAUCUGGAAGCAGUUGCUACAGAUAAAAGUUUUGUCCUGUCAGCCCGUGAUUUCAGAACAGUGGCGCGCAUGGGUGACCAGCUGCUCCCAUUCAUUAACGGGGUGGUCCAGCGCACCAUUAUAGUUCAGGACGAGUUCACCGAAGUGGUGGAAGUUGGCCAACGAGACAUCAUUUUCCUCAUCGACAGUACAAUGGGUGCAACGCUUAUCAACUCGGUGCGAGAAUUCAUCAAGCGGUUCGUCGACAUCAUGCCGAUUGGUCCAGAUGGAGUUCAAGUGGGUGUGGCCCUGUUCAGCAAUGCCCCCCGACUUGAGAUUGAUCUCAACUCCUAUGGAUCCAGGGAGGAUCUAACUGCUGCAUUGGGCGCAAUCAAACCAAGACCGGGUCAGACCGUCAACAUUGGAGCAGCCUUGGACUUCGUGCGGACGAAUAUGCUGCGGCCUGAGAGAGGCAGUCGUAUCCAACAGGGGAUACCCCAGCUUUUAAUGUUGUUGACCAGUAAAAAGUCCAGUGACAGUGUGGAAGAACCUGCUUUAGCCCUGCAGCGACUGGGCGUGUUGACUCUAGCUGUGGGUUCCAAGGCCGCGACGGAGAACGAGCUGCGGCAGAUUGCCUUUGCUGACAGUGUUGCGUUCCUUCUGAAAGACCUACGAGCACUGGUUCGCAACCCAAAGGCCAUUGUUGAUGCGCUCUCCACUCUAGCUGGGGUGGUGGUUACUGAAACGCCCACUGAGCCAGUGGUGGAGAUAACCACAGUGCAGACUCAAAAAGUGGUUCGAGACAUUGUCUUCCUUGUGGAUGGAUCCAACUACAUUGGCAGCAGUAACUUUCCCUAUGUGAGAGAUUUCAUCAUCAACGUGGUCAACCAGCUGGAUGUUCGUCCUGACAGGGUAAAGAUUGGUCUCCUGCAGUUUGCCGAGAGCCCAAAAAUUGAAUUUUAUCUGAACAGCUACAGCAACAGGGAAGAUGUUGUGAAUAAAAUCUCUCAACUCAGGCUGACUGGAGGCUCAGUUUUGAACACAGGAGCUGCCAUGAAUUAUGCCCUAACCAACAUGUUCCAGCCAUCAACGGGGUCACGUAGGAGGCAGGGAGUCCAGCAAGUGUUGGUUCUGAUCACAGGUGGUCCAGUCCAGGAUCAGGCUAAAAAUGCAGCUGAUAGAUUGGCUCUUGCUGGUGUCUUGACCUUCACGGUCAGUUCUGGGCAAGCAGAUGAAGCCUUAAUGAAAACAGUUGCCUUUGUUGAAGAUCUGGCUUACCAUGAAACAAGCUUCUCAUAUUUGCCAGCUCUGGCUGAACAAAUAAUGCCAAAGUUGAUAACAGUGGUUGGCGAUACAGAUAUUACAGAAACAUCAUUCCCUGAUGAAACUGAUGUGGUUGUUGGAGGAGAAAGAGAUGUUGCCUUUCUCAUUGACGGCACAGAAAAUGUCAGAAGAGAUUUUGCCUACAUCCGAGAUUUUAUCCUUAAAGUCAUCGAACCACUUGAUGUUGGGAUUGACAGGGUGCGAGUUUCAGUGGUUCAACACAGCGAGACGCCAACUCCAACUUUCUACCUUAACUCUUAUCAGACCAAAGAUGAGGUGAAAAGAGCGGUCACAGAAAUGACAUUGGCUGGUGGACGUACUCUUAACACAGGAGCUGCUCUAAGAUUCAUGAAGGACACCAUCUUGUCUGAAAGUUAUGGUAGCCGCGCUUCACAAAAUGUCCCUCAGUUCCUGAUCGUUUUGGCUGCAGGCAGGUCCAGGGACAGUGUAAAGGAUUCGGCUGGCGCGUUAAAGACAGGCGGAGUUGUACCUUUUGGUGUUGGUGUCAAGGAUGCAGACCCAAAGCAGAUUGGGGAAAUUUCACACAACCCUUCCUUUGCCUUCAACGUGAGGGAAUUCAGCGAGCUGAGCACCGUCACACAAAGGCUCAACAACUACGUGAGCCUACCAAGUGAAGAGCUGAGCGUAGUUCUACGGGAAGGCGAGACGCAGGGCCCCCGAAAGGAUGUUGUUUUCCUCGUUGAUGGAUCUACUGGUGUUGGACGGGAAUUUCCUAUCAUCCAGGAGUUCAUUCGCAGGGUGGUGGAGAGUCUCAAUGUGGGCGAGAACAAGAUCCGGAUCGGUGUGGUCCAGUAUGGUGACUCUCCUCAUGCUGACAUAUUUCUGAACACACAUACAACUAAAGAAGGUGUUUUGAAUGCUGUCAAGGGAAUCAGGCAACGAGGUGGAAGACAACGUAACCUGGGACAGGCCUUGCAGUUUGUCGGUCAGGAUGUUCUGACGGCAGCACGUGGCGGCAGGAAGCAAGAGGGUGUACCACAGUUUGUAAUUGUCGUCUCCAGUGGGUCUUCAACAGAUGACAUCAGUAGUGCAGCAACUUCCCUCAAACAAUCUAGAGUUCUUCCCUUCAGCAUUGGGACCAGGGAUGUCAACCCUACAGAGCUCCAAGUGGUAUCAUACGUGCCUAACUUUGUCUUCACUGUAGAUGACCUCCCUGGCCUGUACACAGUCCAAGAAAGCAUAAUUAACACUCUCACUGAGCUGUCAGAUGACGACAUCACCAGGAUGCGUCCAGUAUUCCCAGACAUUGAUGUAAUCCCACCAGCAACCACAGGAGGAGAAAAGAGGGAUGUCGUGUUUUUAGUUGAUGGCACAACAGCAACGCGUAGCGAGUUUCCUUCCAUCCGUGAAAUGAUAAGAAGAGUUGUGGAUAAGCUGGAUGUAGGAUUGGAUAAGAUCCGAAUUUCAGUGGUACAGUACAGCGAUGACCCAAAGUUAGAAUUUCUUCUGAAUGCAUUCUCCACCAAAGAAGAGGUACGCCAGGCUGUGAUUAAACUUCGAAGCAAAGGUGGAAACCGUCUAAACACAGGUCGUGCUCUCGAGUGGGUCUACAGAAACAUCUACCAGAGGUCAGCAGGAAGCCGCAUUGAGGAUGGUGUACCUCAGUUCCUCAUUCUAGUUACAGGUGGCAAGUCUGCAGAUGAUGUAUCCACUGCAGCUGACCAACUUAAGAGAAACCAGGUUGCACCUCUUGCCAUUGGAUCAAGGGAUGCUGACCCAGAUGAACUGAGACAGAUUUCCCUGAAGCCCGAACUUGUAUAUACAGUUGACAGUUUCCAGCAGCUUCCAAGAGUGGAGUCACAGCUCAUCGAUUCAGUAAAAACAAUAUCCACCAGUGAUAUCAUCGGUAGUUAUGUUCCUCCAUCGGUGGAUUUAGGUAAUCUAAAUCUCGGAAAAAAGGACAUUAUCUUCCUUAUUGACGGCUCAGACAGUACAGGUGGUGCUGGCAUUGCUCAUAUCCGUGACUUCAUCCUUAGCAUUGUCCGACAACUCGAUGUGCAGCCUGAUCAAGUGCGUGUGGGUGUUGUCCAGUAUGCCGACAGAGUCAAAACAGAGUUCUCACUCAACUCUCACAAUAACAAGCCAGCUGUUGUCUCUGCUAUUCAAAGACUUCGUCAGAUGGGUGGCCGGGCAUCAAAUCUGGCUGAUGCCAUUGACUACGUUAUAACGCAGGAGUUUAAACCCGCUGCCGGUGUCCGUCAAACUGAGGCCUCCCAACAUCUUGUGGUUCUCACAGGUCAAAAAUCCCCCCAAGAUGUUUCUAUCUAUGGACCUCUGCUUAAGGGCACCCGGGUCAAUUGCAUUGGUGUUGGAGCUGCUGGUGCUGACAAAAGACAACUAACCCAAAUUGCCACCACCUCAGCUGAUGUCCUCCAAGUUUCUAACUUCAAUGGCCUGCCAACAGUCCAGCAGGGGGUUAUUGAGAGGUUGAGUGGGACCAUAAUCGAGGAACCACCCACAGACAUUGAUUCUAGCCUUCCUACCCCCAAAAAGGCUGAUAUAGUGUUUUUGGUGGAUGGCUCCAUUAACUUGGGAAGAGACAACUUCAAUGAAGUGAUGUUGUUUAUCAGCAACCUAAUUGAUCUGUUCUUCACCGAGAGAGACAACCUGCGGAUUGGCCUGGCGCAUUAUACAGCAGAUGUGACUGACGUCUUCUACCUCAACACCUACAAGAACAAGGAAGACAUUGUAAACGCCAUUGGCCGAACAGAGUACAAAGGUGGACGUAGACUCAACACCGGUGCAGCCAUUCGCCACGUUCAAGACGUUCACUUUACCAAAGAAAAAGGCAGUAGGAUGGAUGAGCGCACGCCUCAGAUUCUUAUGGUUGUCACUGGAGGACGUUCAGCUGAUGAUGGGAAAACAGCAGCCCUGGGUCUGAAGAAAAAAGGUGUUAGAGUCUUUGCUGUAGGCGUGGGUGACAUUGAGAAUGAGUUAGAAGACCUGGCAAGUGAGUCCUCCACUGUGGCGAGAGCUAGCACCUUUCUAGGACUUUCAGAGCUCAAUGAGCAAAUUCUGGAGACUUUGGAUGAUGAAGUGAAAGGGAAGCUGUGUGUUAGUGUUCCAGAAACUUCAAAAACCUGCAGCAUAGAGGUGUUGGUGGGCUUUGAUGUUGCUGCCCAGAAUAUUUUCAGCGCUCAGACCAACCUCCAGAAAAAUAUGGAGGCCAUUCUGAAGAGGAUUCCUAAAUUGGCAGCCAUCAGUUGCUCAUCUGGCCAGAUUCCCACUGUGCAAAUGGGCAUACUGGCCAUGGACUCUGCCUCUGAGCCUAUCCAGCUGGACUUCACAGACAAUGCUGAGGAGCUCAUUAGGGACUUCAAAGCCCUAGGGAAUCGUGGCCCCUUUGUCCUCAAUGGCAAGACUAUCUCAGCUUACACCAAUAGGUUCAAAAACAGACAGGACGACGUUGUCAAGAUUGUUGUUCAUCUGACUGACGGCAUUGACGCCCCAUAUGUUGAAAUGAAAAGGCGAGUUGAGGAGCUUCGACUAUCAGGAGUGAACAGUUUCAUCCUGGUCGGGCUGGAGCGGGUUUCACAAUUUGACGAGGCUUUGCUGCUGGAAUUUGGUCGCGGUUUCAGGUACACAAGACCCUUACGACUCAAUAUCAUGGACUUGGACUAUGAGCUUAUGGAAGAACUGGACCAUAUUGCAGAAAGGGUUUGCUGCUCAGUGCCAUGCAAAUGUACUGGAACCAGAGGAGACCGAGGAGCAGUAGGACUUUCAGGGCCUAAGGGUAGCCCGGGAGGACCAGGAAGCCAAGGACAUCCUGGAGAUGAGGGUGGACCUGGAGAGAGAGGUCCUCCCGGCGUUAAUGGAACUCAGGGUUUCCAGGGCUGUCCUGGACAAAGAGGUGUUAAGGGUUCUCGUGGCUACUCAGGAGAAAAGGGUGAAUCUGGAGAAAUUGGGCUUGAUGGCAUCAAUGGUGAAGAGGGCAAAAAUGGAGUGGCGGGACCCGCAGGAGGCAGAGGGAACCCUGGCAAAAGAGGUCCCAAAGGUAGCAAAGGACAAGCAGGAGACAUAGGAGACAUUGGAAUCAGAGGAGACCCUGGUACAAGUGGACGAGAUAACAACAUCCCAGGACCUAAAGGAGACCCCGGUGAUGCCGGACCACCGGGAGCGCCUGGCGAGGAUGGAAACAAGGGGGGCGCUGGGGAACUCGGAAGAAGGGGAGCUAAUGGCAGAAGGGGCUCGCCUGGACUGGCUGGACAACCCGGAAAGCCAGGAGAUGAAGGUCUUCCGGGAGAGCCUGGUAUUGGAGGAUCUAGAGGUCCAUCCGGACCAAUUGGUGUACCAGGACCAAGAGGAGAAGAUGGAAACCCUGGGCCCAGGGGUCCCGGAGGGAUCCCAGGUCCUGCUGGAGAAAAGGGUAGAAGAGGAUUUCUAGGACGCAAGGGAGAGCCAGGAGAUCCAGGACCUAAGGGCUCUGUUGGACCUCUUGGUCCUCGUGGAGAGCCUGGCGAUGAUGGUCGAGAUGGGUUUGGCGUCGCAGGUCCUAAAGGAAGAAAGGGUGAUGAGGGCUUCCCAGGAUUCCCAGGGCCAAAGGGACUGGCCGGUGACCCUGGCACCAAGGGUGGACCCGGACGCAGAGGAAAUCAUGGACAGAGGGGUGUCUCUGGAAAUAUUGGUACACCUGGACCGAAGGGAGAGGUUGGAUAUCCUGGGCCUGAUGGGGAGAAAGGACCAAGAGGACCAGGUGUUGUGCAAUGUGACCUGGUGAAGAAGAUCAGAGACAACUGUCCUUGCUGUUAUGGUAAGCAGGAGUGCCCGCUCUACCCCACUGAGCUGGCCUUCGCCCUGGAUGCCUCUGGCGACGUUGACCGCCCGGCCUUCAACAACAUGCGUGACACAGUCCUGCGCCUAGUCCGAGACAUCACCAUCUCCGAGAGCAACUGUCCAAGAGGAGCGCGCGUUGCCAUAGCGCUUUACAACGAAGAAGUGACCACUGAGGUCCGCUUUGCUGAAGCAAAGAAGAAACGAGCCCUGGUGCAGCACAUCGAGGGGCUGCAGACCCUGAAAACCCGCAAGCCGCGCAGCUUGGACACCUCCAUGAGCUUUGUGGCCCAGAACAUCUUCAAGCGAGUGCGCAGUGGCUUCCUAAUGAGGAAGGUGGCCAUCUUCUUCGUUGGUGGGGCGGUCAGCAAGCCACGAGAAAUUACUAAUGCAGCUCUUCGCCUCCAUAAUGCUGGAAUUGCCUCUCUGUUCUUGGUUAACCGAGACGACAGAGCACUCAGCAAAGCACUGCAGGUCAACAACACAGCACUGGGCCAGGUAAUCGUCCUCCCAAACCCGGGAAGUGCACAGUACAACUCAGUCCUCCAAAAGGUGAUGAACUGCCAUGUGUGUCUAGAUGUCUGCUCUCCGGAUCAAACGUGUGACUAUGUGCCCCCAUCGGUCGGCCGAGAUAGGAGGUCCUCUACCACAGACGUGGACAUCGAUAUGGUUUUCGUCAUGGACAGCUCUAAGUCUACAUACCCAACCGUCUUCACCGAGAUUAAGCGCUACAUAGCGCACAUAGUGGAGCAGCUACAAGUCUCUUCAAAUCCCACAUCGUCCAUUCACCACGCCAGAGUGGCUGUGAUCCAGCAAGCGCCUUACGAGUUCACCCAUAACAAAACUGGCCUUCCCAUUCGUGUGGACAUCGGUUUGACGGAGCACCACUCAGCUCAGGACAUUGUCAAAUUUCUGCUGGAGAAGACACCACAGUUAGAGGGUGGCCGUGCACUGGCAGCGGCUAUCGAAGCGACAGUGGAGCAAGUGUUUGAGAAGGCGCCUGCCCAGCGUGACAGGAAAGUACUGAUGCUCUUUGUGACAGGAAGCGUUGAGGAAGAAGAGGAGCAGCUGGUCCGUAUCGCCACUGAGGUCAAGUGCAGAGGCUACUUCCUGGUCAUCAUGGGCGUGGGGAAAGGGCUGAGUGCUGGAGACGCUCGGGUCUUUUCACGCAUGGCCAGCGAGCCAUCGGACGUCUUCUUCAAGCGGCUGGACAGCGUCUCACACUUUUACGAAAAACACAUCCAGACCUUCGGCCAGCUGCUGCCGAAGUACAUCAGCAUUGAAAAUGCUUUCUACAUGUCCCCUGAAGUAUCCAAAAACUGCAAGUGGUUCCAGAGUGACCAGCCACUUAAAAACCCCUUUACAUCAUCACACCAACAGGAGAAACAUCAGAAACAUUAUGAAGACCACCAAGAAGUUCAUCAAAGCAAGCACAAACAUGCAGAUGAGCUGCACGUCUCUAACGUCACCUCCAGCAGCUUGAAACUGCGCUGGACCAACCCAGACUCCAAGCUCUUCGUCUACUUCGAGGUGGUGGUGACACGGCUGCACGACCACGCCCUGGUGCUGAAGACCAACGUGUCGGGCACUGAGCUCUCCGUGGACAACUUAGAGAGCGCUCAGACAUACCACGCUGUGGUCACCGCUCACACUGCAGAGGGUCAAGUUGUCUCCACUCGCAAAGGCAUCAUGACUACCAAAGUGGCAGAGCCUAAACCAGACCAUAAGCCAGUCAGCCCAGGCUCCGGUGUUGUAAAUACUGAACCACUGGACCAACCAGAGACUGUCAUUGUAUUCGCAGACCCAUGCUCACUUGACUAUGACCCGGGAAUGCCGUGCAAAGACUAUCAGGCUAAGUGGUUCUUUGACAGACAGAACGGGAUCUGUACACAGUUCUGGUAUGGAGGUUGUGAAGGAAAUGAAAAUAGGUUCGACACUGAGGCUCUCUGCCUGAAAAACUGCAUGAGGUCAGUGCCAGAGCCUCAGCCAAAAGUGCAGCAGGUUGAACAAGUGGAGAUCUUUCCGUCUCCUGCGUCCCUGACAGCGUCCUCUACAGCCGUGGACGUCUGCCAGCUUCCCAAAGAGGAAGGUACUUGUGCCAAAUUUGUCCUUAAGUGGCACUACGACGUCUCCAGCAAGAGCUGCACACGCUUCUGGUACGGAGGCUGCGGGGGGAACCAGAAUCGCUUUGACACGCAUCAGCAGUGUGUGUCGGCUUGUGGAAAACCAGCACCCCUCAGCCAAGGAGUCAUCACUACAAUGAGAACAUAGGACCAACAUGGCCAGCUGUCCUCUGUGUUCAGGGGAUUCUGAGGAGAACCGUUCAACAUGGCCACACUGCGAGGAUGCAAUGCCAAAGCGAUGGCGGGUGCACUGGAUUCCACGAAAAAAAAAUUGACUUUAUCCCCCCAAAUUCUUGAAGAAGUCUUUGUUACAACAAGAAGGAAGGCAACAUGAUUUGCUGCAUGAUUUGUUUUAACCUACUGGUGCUACAUAGUAUGUUCGUUUUACCAAAGGAUUUUUUUUAAGUGGAUUCAGUUUUGUAAAGUCGCGUUUUCCGGAACAAUGUCAUCAUAUUUCUCUAAAUGCAGUUUUAUGAUUAAGCAA
Messenger RNA from Etheostoma spectabile (orangethroat darter), 9899 nucleotides. RefSeq names its product collagen, type VI, alpha 3 (gene col6a3). Bases 30 to 9563 code for a protein of 3177 amino acids. The transcript is spliced from 45 exons. Gene Ontology annotation, molecular function: protein binding; serine-type endopeptidase inhibitor activity. The record is from RefSeq and is a predicted model, not a curated record. NCBI's taxonomy places the organism in Eukaryota, Metazoa, Chordata, Actinopteri, Perciformes, Percidae.